CCCCUCCCGCGAGACAAGAUGCCCAAAGGAAAGAAGGCCAAGGGGAAGAAAGUGGCCCCUGCCCCUGCUGUAGUCAAGAAGCAGGAGGCCAAGAAGGUUGUAAAUCCUCUCUUUGAGAAGAAGCCUUUGGCAUCGGACAGGCCUAAACGGCACCUGACCCACUUUGUGAAAUGGCUCCAUUACAUCCGACUUCAGUGCCAGAGAGCCAUCCUUUACAAAUGGCUUAAGGUGCCCCCAGCAGUUAACCAGUUCACGCAGGCACUAGAUCGCCAGACAGCUCCACGGCUUCUGAAGUUGACCCACAAGUACAGGCCUGAGACCAAACAAGAGAAGCAGCAGCGGCUGCUACCUCGGGCAGAGCAGAAAGCUGCAGGAAAGGGACAUGUUGUUACCAAGAGGCCCCCAGUGCUGAGAGCAGGUGUCAACACAGUCACAACUCUGGUUGUGAAAGCUCAGUUGGUGGGCUACACAUCAAAGGAUAGUUCAGGGCAGUAA
Molecule: messenger RNA, 495 nt
Organism: Eublepharis macularius
Lineage: Eukaryota; Metazoa; Chordata; Lepidosauria; Squamata; Eublepharidae
Product: 60S ribosomal protein L7a-like
Exons: 1
Coding region: 19-495 (158 amino acids)
Source: RefSeq, a predicted model, not a curated record